GAGAGCAUAUUUUCAGAAAUAGCAGACAUAAUUGGUUUUGAAAAGAGUUUUCUAAAUAGGUCCAAACUUGAGUUGGAGUUCUAUCUCAACACGCUAUACGGUGCAUCGAUCCCUGACAGUAUACUGAAUAGUUACACCAUUUCCAUUCGAAAGAAGAAUAUUAAGCAAUGGUUAAAUGAUAUAAAACCUGUAAUGGUUCCAGAAAGCUUAACAAGAAUUGGAUAUUUAACUAAUGAAAUUUUCAAGCAUAUUUCGUAUAAUGAAGAUGAGCAGGGCAUUUCAAAUAUCUAUUCUAUAAUUUUGAAAAUAUUUUACAUUACUGAAUGUCAAGGAGAUGAAAUCAAACACUUACAGGAACUAAAGAAAAAUUUUACGAAGACUAAAAAAAUAACUACUGAUAAUAUCAAAAAAAUAAAAAACUCAUCAUUAACGUCUUAUCGAGAAAUCUUGUCGAAUGAUAUUACAUCUUUGAGAAAAAUAAUACAUAAACAUAAUUUAUCUGAAUCUAACACAGAAUCCUUUUUCAUCUAUAAAAAUGAUCACAAAAUGCAAGUGGAAAUUGAAAUGCUUACAUUAUCAAUUUUGUCUAGCAUAGAGCAUUCCAAUCUUUUUUUGAUUACGACUCAGCUAUCUAACGAAGAGGGUCCUCUAUUAGUUGGCAGAUAUCUAAGGAAUUAUCUAGCUCAUGGAAAUGCUGUUGUGGACGUUUUAAUGGAUUCCACUCAGUCAUUAUUUUUAUUUGCUUUGAAGAUUAUCAAGCAUGAUAUUUAUCGUAAAGGAAAUUUUAAAAUAAAAAUCAUAAAGAAUCUAUCGAAUGCAAAAUCUAUUGUUGAAAAUCAAGAAAGUUUGUUUUGUGCUUUGUCUAACGGCUCCUUAGCUAAUGUGAAACAUUGGAUGAAAGAAGGAGCAGAUAUUUACGGAAGGGAACCUGACAAGAAAACAGCUUUACAUUUUGCUUCAAAAUCUUCUAACAUUAAUAUUAUAAAGUUAUUAAUUGAUCGCGGAUUAAAUCCUAAGACCAAAGAUGUUAAUGAUACAAAUAUUCUUCACAUAGCAACUGCAUCAGGAUGUAAGGAUGCAGUUUCUUAUAUUAUAGAAGAUUUGGAAAUAUCAGUUGAUGAAAAAUUUAAUUAUAAUCAAACAGCUCUUCAUAUUGCUGCAGAAAAUGGGUUUUUUGAUGUCGUUGAAAUUUUACUUCAUCACAAAGCUACAAUCAACGUUGGUCAGUUUCAUGAGACGCCACUGUACAAAGCUGUAAUUAAUGAUAAAGCAAAAACCGCUGACUUAUUACUUCAAAAUGUUCAGGAUAUAAAUUCAAUCCGACAUGCAACAGGAAAGACCUUAUUACAUGUUGCUGCUGACUUGGGACUCAAGAACAUGGUGGAAUAUUUACUCAGUAAGGGAGCAGAUGUUAAUUCUGUAUCUGAUAUACGGGUCACACCAUUGCAUAAAUCUGCUUACGCUGGGCAUGUAGAUAUUGUCACAUUAUUGAUUUCUAAUGGGGCAAUCGUAAAUGCUAAGGAUUCAGCUGACAACAUUCCACUUCAUUUUGCUGCUUUUAAUGGACAGUCAUCGACUGCUGAAGUUUUGCUAAAACAUGGUGCCGAUUUCAAUGCUUUUAACAAAGAAAAACUUUCACCUUUGCAACGAGCCAUUUUGAAUGGACAUUUAAAUGUAUUAAAAUCUUUUAUUGAACACGGAGCAAGUACUGAAGAUCUUGAAAGACGGGGUUUCCCCGUAUUUAAAUAUGCAAUCCGUCAUAAUAACUUAGAACUCAUAAAUAUUUUAAUUGAAAAUGGGAUGUCUAUUAACAUAAGGGAUCCUGAUGGCUGUACUCCUCUUCAUCAAAGCAUAAAAAAUGGUUCGAUAGAUAUUUCUCUGAGAUUGAUUGAAUGUGGAGCCGAUAUUAAUUCAGCAGAUAAAUUCAAUCUUACUCCUUUGAGCCUUUCUAUCAAACUUGGUUAUUUUGAAAUAGUAGAUAAACUGUUAUCCGAACAGGCAAAUAUUCAUUCUGUAGAUUAUAAAGGACAAACUUUAUUGCAUAUGUGUGUUUUAAAUUUUAAAAUUAUGGAUUCUAUGGGUGAGGAAUAUUUUACAGAGACCUACAAUGACUUAGUCUCUAAUCUAAGUAGGUUUGACAUUUUUAAAAAGCUGGUAGAAAGAGGAAUUAGUAUUGAAAGGGAAAAUAUCUUUGGCAGAACUCCUUUGCACUUAGCUUGCAUCUCAGGCUAUGAUGACAUCGUUCGAUAUUUAAUCCCUAAAUUAGUUGACAUUAAUGUGUCCGACAAAAUGGGAUAUACACCCUUACAUCAUGCUGUCAAAAAUAAUAAUCUGAAAGUUAUAGAUAUGCUAUUAGCCAGUAAAGAAUGUCGUUUGGACUUCAGAACGUUUAAAAACGAAACAGCUCUAUGCUUAGCUGCAACCAACAAUUACACUGAAUCAACGCGACUGUUGAUCAAAUAUGGAGCUGAUGUGAAUGAUGGGGAUCCACUUCAUGAAGCUCUUAUGCGGGGAUAUCAGGAUAUGUGUAUAAUUCUUCUAGAAAAAAAAUCAACCAAUAUCGAAAAGCAGUUUAAAGAUAAAUCUAAAACGCUUCUUUGGUACGCCGUGAAUAAAGGUCUAAAACGAGUGGUAUCUUGCGUUUUAGAAAAAAAGAAACUUUCGACGUCAGAUGAUUUAAAUGAACUCUUAUACUUUGCCAUUCAAGGGGGUUACGAUGACAUUGUAACCAUUUUAUUAAAUCAUGGAGCUGAUGUAAAUUUUGUUUUUAAACCAAAUUGUUCCCCUUUGCAUCUAGCAGUGUUUUAUGGACACUCCGAUAUCAUUAAAUUAUUGUUAGCAAGAGGAGCAGAUUUCAAUAAACUGAAUUCCGAUAAUCGAAGACCAGUUGAUUUGGCUGUAUUUCUGGGUCAUUUGGAAUCAGCACAAAUAUUUUUUCAGAAACAAAUUAUAGACAUAAAUGAAAAAAUCCAUGGCGCCUCUACUUUGUUAAAUUUAGCUGCUGAAUGUGGACACCUGGACUUAUUAAAAUUUCUCACAAAUGGUGGUGCCGAUUUAAAUGUAAUUGGAAGUUUCGGCUCAAAGCCCAUACACACAGCCGCUCAAAUGGGACAAUUGCAUAUUGUUAAAUACUUCAUUCAGCGCGAUGAAAAACUGUUGACAGACCGUGGGAGUGCAAAUAUGACUCUUCUUCAUUACGCAGCUUGUGGAGGCCAAACAGCAAUUGUUAAAUAUCUAAUUGAAAAAGGAAUUGAUGUCAAUGAUGAGUGUGACGAUGGAUUCCGACCAAUUCAUUUUGCAAUAAAGUUUAACCAUGAGGAAUUAAUCAAAGUAUUGCUUAACUAUGGUGCUUUUUAUGACUGCAUUAGAUUGUAUCAGAUUGAAAAUAAAGACAUUAAAGGAAUCCUUCUGAUGACAAAAGAACUUUUUCAUUCAGUUAUAUGCAAUAAUAUUUCAAAAGUUAUAUCACUUGUUGAUGAGGGUGCGUGCAUCAAUGCUAAGGAUUCAACAGAUAGUACGGUUUUGCACUAUGCUGCAAGGAGAGGUCACGCUGAAAUUACUCAAAUUUUGGUAAAAAACAACGCAAAUCCUAAUAUAUUCGGUGAAAAGAAUGCAACACCUCUUCAUUAUGCUUCAGUCUAUGGCAGAAUUGAAGUAGUAAUAAUUCUAUUAGAAAAUGGUGCUAUAUAUGAUGCAAUAACAACUGAUAAGAAAACUCCACUUGAUCUAUCAUCAAGCGAAAGUGUCAGUGAUCUAUUAAAACUAAUCGACAGCGCUUUCAAAUCUGUGCAAAAUGCUAAUAUUGAGAUUUUAAAUACCCUUGCAAAAAUAAUGUAUUCCGAUGUAUUAAAAUCGAUUAUGUGUACAAAAAAUAAAAGAGGAAAGACUUUACUGUCUUGUGCUAUUGACAAUGAUUUUCCUGAAAUAAAACAUCUCCAGCAACUAUUUUUCCUUUAUUCUGAGACCUACAAUCAAAUUUAUAAUCAUUUAUUUAUUAAAGAAAAUUUUUAUGAUCAUAUAAGCAAGCAAACAAAAUCGCUGCAGAAAAUUUCUCCAACUCAUGUUUCAGAUAAUCCUGAUUCAUUAGAAACCAAGGAAAAUUCAGCAAUAAUAUUGUAUAAACAGGAGAAAUAUCAAGAAGCACUUGAUAUUUUUCAGGAAAUGCUUCAGAGGAAGAUAAAGAUAUUUGGACUAGGUAACAUUCGCACUCAAAAAACACGAUUUUAUAUUGGUUCCAUUCUCCAUAGAUUAGAUCGAAAUGAGGAAGCAAUAGAAAUUUUAGAAGAUGUUUACUUACAACAAAGCAUUUUAAUAGGAUUAGAUCAUUUUGAGACUUUGAUCACAUUGUGUAGUAUGCCAGUAGUUUUAAAUGAACUUAAACGGUAUGAUGAUGCACUAAAUCAAAAUAGUAUUAUGUUGGAAAAAUUUCUAGAAAUGUUUGGUUUAGAAAACCCUCUGACUAUACACUCUCUGGAAUUACGAGCAGAUAUUUUGACAGAAACGGAUAAGUACGGCGAGGCUCUAUCUUGCUGUAAAUGUGUUUACGAAUACAAAAGAAGAGAGUUAGGGCCUUCUCAUCCAGACACUUUAAUGUCACUUUUUAAAGUAAAGUCUUUGUUAUAUUAUCAAAGUUCAUCUGAUAAAGCUCUCAAUGACUUGCAAGAUUUUUUAAAAAUUCAAGAAAAUGUUUUAGGUCCAAAUCAUCGAUAUACGCUAAUGGCUGAGUAUGAAUUAGCAAAACUGUCAUUCAAAUGUCACAGAUUUAGUGAGGGUUAUAAAAUAGCUAAAAGAUAUGUUGCGAAAUUAAAAGCUAUCUCAGGUGAGAAUGAUUCAAAGGUUUUAAAAAUGGAACAAGACUUAGAAAAAAUGGAAGAUGGGGUUGAUAUAUUCAAUUUACUAACAUCAAAGUAUAAAGCUUCGAAACCAAGCGCAUCACUUAUGCAAGAUAUGUAUCAAUUUGAAACUUUUGAUUCUGAAGGCACAACAUUUCUUCAUUUUGUUGCUAGGGAAGGACACACGUCUUUAGUAAAUUAUGCAUUGCGGGUUGGAUUCAAUGUUAUGGUUGUAACCAAUACAGGAAAUACGGCACUACAUGUAGCAGCGUCCGAAGGUCAUACUGAAAUUAUCGAGUUACUUCUCAUGCAUGUUAAAGAAACUAACUUCAAACAAUUAACUGCUUUUAUAAAUGCUAGAACAAGAAAUAGUAGAAAUUCUGCAUUACAUGCAGCUGCAGAUGUUGAAACUGUCAAGACUUUGCUCAUGUACGGUGCCAUCUAUAACAUACGAAAUAAAGAUGGUAAAACACCAAAAGAAUGCGCAACGGUAGACAGCAUCUCUGAUUUUCUUCAACUAAUUGAGGAAUUUUUCAUUGGUGCCUUGAUUGGAGAUGGCAAAAUAACAUCUAAAUUCAAAAAACUCUGUCCAACAGAUAAAUUAGCAGUUUUAAAUGCAAGAAACGAAUUACAUCACACAAUUCUGCAAGUUGCUGAGAAUUAUGGGUAUAAAGAAAUUAUUAAAACCAUUGAACUUCAACUGCAAUUAGAAAUUUUUUUUUCGAAAAUAGUUAAAACUUUAAUGCUUCCCAAAUGCUAAUGUUGGUAAAUUGUACUCUAUACAACAAUAUACUUUAUGGUACAUUAAGAGUGCCUCCGAAGCAAUGGGAUGAGGGAAUUUGAAUAAAUUUGAUAUUUUUACCUUAAAAUAACUGUGUAAUAAACCAUAAAAUAGACCAUGUUAGUUUUAGAUAAGGACUUUUUACAACUAAAAUAUAAAAUAAUGAAAUAAGAGUAAAUUUUUGUCUAAAUAUGCUUAAUAAAUAUAUUUUUGUAAUGAUUCUUAUAAUGCAUGCAGCAUAUUUUGCAUCUAGACCAACUCAUAUCUUAUAUUUUUUGUAUAAAUGGUUUUUCAAAGUUGAAGCUCCAUUUCAAAAUAUGUAAUGGUUUUACGAGUGAGGUUUUACUAGUAUCCAAUCUGGUUAUUUUUAUGAUUUUUAAGAAAGAGUUUUCUUUUUAACUGUCAAAGUGGAAUAACAAUUGGAGAGCCUAGUUGAAUAGAUGUAGCGUUAUAUAUAUUUGGUAAAUAAAUUCAUGAAGCGAUUCUUAUAAUGCUUGUAGCAGGUUUUGCCUCUGGAUCAAUUCAUAUUUUAUAUUUUUUGUAUAAAUGACUAGAAAAGUAAAAGCUCCUACUUAAAAUAUGUAAUAUUUUUACUGGUGAAUAAUUCUAUCCAAUCUGGUUAUUUUUAAGAAAGAGUUUUCUUUUUAACUGUCAAAGUGGAAUAACAAUUGGAGAGCCUAGGUGAAUAGAUUAAGCGUUUAAGUGCAUUUUCAAAGUGGAGUGAGAAGAAAAUAUGGUAUCCAAACUAUUUUGCUAUAGAAUUAUUAGAAGGUGGGCUAAUACUUUUGUGCCUUAUUUAAAUUACCACCACCUAAUUUAAAAAUAAACUUAUGCAAUCACACUCCCAAAACCAAUGUUUAUUUAUGUUAUAAUUAAAAUUGGAAAGUAAAAUCGAAUCUGUUACAAAUAGAAAACCCACAGUGAUUCGACCAAUUUAAAUUAUUUCUCUUGUUCAAUUUAUAUCUUUCUAUAAAUGCUCCUAUAAAUGUCACUUACUCGCGUCAUCGACUCAUCUUUUCUAUUAAAUUCUCAAUUGCAAGCAGUAUUAUUUAAUGUUGGACUGCAGUUAGCAAAAAUAAUCGAUUGUUUAUCAAUUAUUUACCUGUUUAUUGUUAUUAUAUUAUUAUUAUCUACCUAUUUGCCACUUAGUGUUUACAACAAAGUAUAUGCUUUAAUCCUUGCUACUAAAACCAACAAUAAUACUGCCAAAUAACAUUUGUAAAAAAAAAAUAAUAUUUCAUAUUUUUCUCUUUUUUUGGAGACCAGCGGUUUCUGAAUAUUGUUCCUCGAAACCCAAAGGUUCCCGAAAUUAAAUUUUUUUUAACCAGUUACGAUUUUUGAAACCUGUAAUUUAAAUUAUGUCCAAUUAAUAGUUUAUUAUUUAAUUAAUGUUUGCGCACUUUAUAUGAAACUUUUUAAUUGAAAUGUUU
Molecule: messenger RNA, 7043 nt
Organism: Parasteatoda tepidariorum (common house spider)
Lineage: Eukaryota; Metazoa; Arthropoda; Arachnida; Araneae; Theridiidae
Source: RefSeq, a predicted model, not a curated record